AUGUCUUCAGUCCCCCCAGGAGGUCUGAUCCUCAUCACAGGCGCCAAUGGCUACGUAGCAAGUGUCGCUGUGCAAGUAUUUCUUCAACGCGGCUAUCGUGUCCGUGGCACCGUCCGCUCCAUUACCGCCAAUGCUUGGAUGAAGACAUUCUUCGGAUCCAAUUUCGAGCUCGUGGAGGUUCCCGACAUCUCGAUACCUGGUGCCUUCGACGAGGCACUCCAAGGUGUAGAUGGCGUGGCCCAUAUGGCUAUGAACAUGGACAUGAACCCGCAGAACCAAGGAGUCAUAGACGAUACCAUUAACUCGAACCUGUACCUUCUUGAAUCUGCGGUAAAAGUCCCUAGCGUCAAGAGUGUUGUUAUCACCUCAUCGCUAGCCGCGUGCGCUCUUGCAACGACCGGCGAACCGUACAAGAUCGAUGCAACGACAUGGAACACUGAUGCAAUUGACAAGACAGCUCAGCCAUGGGAUGGCCAAGGGAACCCACGGUGGCAUGGGGUCAUGUUGUAUGGAGCUGCCAAAGCACGUAGCGAACAAGCCGCUUUUGCGUGGGUGCGCAAGCAUAAGUCAUCUUUCUCCUUCAACACAGUUGUUCCCAAUGUGAACUUCGGUAUCGCCAUAUCGCCCGAGAACAUGAGCUACCGCAGCUCAGCCGCCGUCAUCGACGCUGUGGUGAAAGGGUAUCCCGAUGCGCCGUCUAUUCUACCAUCGCAGUGGUACGUCGAUGUCGAGGACACCGCACUGCUGCAUCUAGCUGCGCUGACGCUUGGCGAUGUGAACAACGAGCGACUUCUUGCUUUCGGUGGGAGAUAUAGUUGGACUGUGAUUCUCGAGAUUCUUCAUCGACGGUUUCCGGGAAAGGUUCUUCUAAAGGAUGUUAAAGAGCCAGCAGUGGAUGCAGGAGAGGUUGAUAAUAAGAGAAGUGCUGAUGUUUUGAGGAAGAUGGGGAAACUAGAAGGGUUUACGGGCUUGGAGGACACUCUUGUCAAGGCGGUCAAGACUAUACUUGAAAAUAGGGGGAAGAACGUGCCCAAGACGCCGAUUGAUCUGUACUACGACUCAUUAGCAAAAGCAUAG
This is a messenger RNA of Fusarium musae, 1077 nucleotides long. RefSeq lists its product as uncharacterized. The record is from RefSeq and is a predicted model, not a curated record. Lineage: Eukaryota; Fungi; Ascomycota; Sordariomycetes; Hypocreales; Nectriaceae. The transcript has a single exon. Bases 1 to 1077 code for a protein of 358 amino acids. Gene Ontology annotation, molecular function: oxidoreductase activity, acting on the CH-OH group of donors, NAD or NADP as acceptor.